CUUACAGGAAUUGUUUCAAUUAUGACUCUCACUGUUCUUGCUUAUGAACGCUACAUUCGAGUAGUCCAUGCAAAAGUGGUUGACUUCUCUUGGUCUUGGCGGGCUAUCGCAUACAUCUGGCUCUACUCAUUAGCCUGGACUGGAGCACCUCUUGUGGGCUGGAACAGGUACACACUGGAAAUUCAUGGAUUAGGUUGCUCAGUGGACUGGAAGUCAAAAGACCCCAAUGAUACCUCCUUUGUGCUCCUCUUUUUCCUUGGCUGUCUAGUAGCACCUGUUGGGAUCAUGGCCUAUUGCUAUGGCCAUAUUCUAUAUGCAGUAAGAAUGCUUCGCUGUGUGGAAGAUUUCCAGACUGUUCAAGUGAUCAAACUUCUAAAAUAUGAAAAGAAGGUGGCUAAAAUGUGUUUCUUAAUGAUCUCCACGUUCCUUAUUUGUUGGAUGCCCUAUGCAGUGGUCUCCCUCCUGGUAACAUAUGGCUAUAGCAACCUUGUAACUCCAACAGUAGCUAUCAUCCCGUCUUUCUUUGCCAAGUCAAGCACUGCUUAUAAUCCAGUCAUCUAUAUCUUCAUGAGUAGAAAGUUUCGACGAUGCCUUUUGCAACUCCUGUGCUUUCGCCUGAUGAGAUUCCAGAGAACUGUGAAAGAGAGACCAGCAACAGGGAACGACAAACCAAUACGACCAAUAGUUAUGUCUCGGAAAGCAGGGGACAGGCCAAAGAAGAAAGUGACUUUCAGCUCUUCCUCUAUCAUUUUUAUUAUCACUAGUGAUGACACUCAGGAAAUGGAUGACAACAGUAAACACAAUGGGACAAAAGUAAAUGUCAUCCAAGUAAAGCCACUGUAG
Opisthocomus hoazin is the source of this 843-nucleotide messenger RNA. NCBI's taxonomy places the organism in Eukaryota, Metazoa, Chordata, Aves, Opisthocomiformes, Opisthocomidae. The record is from RefSeq and is a predicted model, not a curated record.